Suillus clintonianus is the source of this 1195-nucleotide messenger RNA. RefSeq lists its product as uncharacterized. Bases 34 to 882 code for a protein of 282 amino acids. Lineage: Eukaryota; Fungi; Basidiomycota; Agaricomycetes; Boletales; Suillaceae. The record is from RefSeq and is a predicted model, not a curated record. The transcript has 4 exons.
CAGUCACUGGAGCUGCAACUUUUUUCAACCACCAUGAUGCUGGAUGUUACUGAGCCUUCAGAUCUUCUCCUUUCCCCUCGAGAAAUCCCUAAUAUUGCUCAUCAAGUAAUCAAGCCCAUGCCAUGUGAGUGGGAAGGGUGCACAGUUAUCCUAAACAGUUGGUAUAAUUUGACCAAGCAUACCUUGAGGCACUGUGACCGCAUGUCCAACAUUGAAGGACAUUAUCAAUGCCGAUAUUUAAGAUGUGCAGGUCGCAUACAUGCCACAAAGGAUGCCCUCAAGGCACAUGUGGACAUCAGCCAUCUCGCUCGUCUCACAAUUACUUGUCCAAUCCGAGAUUGUGAGCAAGUUUUUCCGCGAGCAUCUCAGCUCGAGUCACACUUUGAGACCGAUCAUAAAGAUCUCGUCAACAGACAUGUGACUUGGGCCUUUGAGAGGCUUGUUCCUACUGCACCACCAACACGACGAACUGUGACUCAUCCCCCGCCAUUGCCGUCAAAGCACGUACUCGAAAAUUGGCAAUUUACCGCCGCUCCUCGUGUCACACUGCGCCACAAACCAUGUGGCCCACUUGCACCACUGGAACCGAUAUCCCGAAAAUGGAGAAGAUUGGACGCGCCGGACGAGGAUGACUGUGACAGAGAUGACCAUAUCAUUCCAAUGGAUGAUCUUGUCCGUUCGAAUGAAGUCGUCCUCGACGUGCGAAGGAAGCCACUGUCAUUCAGCGAGGAGCAACGGCUCUCGUAUCCUCAAUCCAUGCCUCGCCCACCUCCGCGCGAUGAUCUCGUUUCUACGACCAUCGGUAUUUCUAUCUUCGAGCAGAAGUUUGGAGAGCUUGCGAAAGAUGGAGUGGUCAAUGGCUCGGACAUGCAGCGCGCUUGAUGGAGAAGCAUAGUUUUUUGGUCUUGCGAAGGUAGCGGCGAGAGAAGGAGAGCCUCAGUUGGCCGGUUGAUUGUCAUCGUUGUCGCAUACUGUUGUCGUCGUCCUCAUCGCCGCAUACUCAGGCUGUUGUCGUCGUCCCCGUUGUCGCGCACUGUCACAUCAUUGUCCCAUACUGCCAUACAUUGUCCGUUCGUGAAACGCUCAGGACGUAUGGAUUGGCCGUGUGCCAUGAAGCCUCCCUGACACCAUUGGCCAAUGCACUAGAUGUAACCACCGACGUACACUUCUUGUUUACUCAUGGUGAGGAACAUCG